Molecule: messenger RNA, 777 nt
Organism: Psilocybe cubensis
Lineage: Eukaryota; Fungi; Basidiomycota; Agaricomycetes; Agaricales; Agrocybaceae
Exons: 5
Coding region: 1-777 (258 amino acids)
Biological process (GO): maturation of LSU-rRNA; maturation of 5.8S rRNA
Cellular component (GO): preribosome, large subunit precursor; nucleolus
Source: RefSeq, a predicted model, not a curated record
AUGAACGAGUAUAUCGAAGAGUCUAUCAAAAGACAUGGUCGCCGUCUUGAUCAUUUCGAGCGCAAGCGCAAACGCGAAGCUCGAGAAGCCCACAAGGCUUCAGCAUAUGCACAGAAAGCUUUCGGUAUCAAGGGCAAGCUUUUGCACGCUAAACGUCAUGCCGAAAAGAUUCAGAUGAAAAAGACGCUGAAGGCUCACGAUGAACGCAAUGUUAAGCAACCCGACUCCGGGACAGUGCCAGAUGGUGCCCUUCCCACCUAUCUUCUUGACCGAGAGGGUCAAAAAGACGCCAAGACAUUAUCCAGUGCUAUUAAGCAGAAGCGCAAGGAUAAGGCUGCCAAAUUUGCUGUACCUCUGCCCAAAGUUCGGGGCAUUGCAGAAGACGAAAUGUUCAAGGUUUUAAAAACAGGAAAAAGCAAAAGCAAGGCUUGGAAGCGUAUGGUUACCAAGGCUACAUUUGUCGGAGAAGGUUUCACGAGAAAACCUGUCAAGAUGGAGAGAUUCAUCAGACCAAUGGCUUUACGAUACAAGAAAGCUAACGUUACACAUCCGGAUUUGAAAGCGACCUUUCAACUCCAAAUUUUGGGCGUAAAGAAGAACCCACAAUCUCCUAUGUACACUCAACUUGGUGUGAUGACCAAGGGCACCGUGAUCGAGGUCAAUGUUUCCGAACUUGGCUUGGUGACUUCAGGUGGAAAGGUCGUGUUUGGAAAGUACGCCCAAAUUACAAAUAACCCAGAAAAUGACGGCUGUAUAAAUGCUGUACUACUUGUAUGA